Brachypodium distachyon (stiff brome) is the source of this 2098-nucleotide messenger RNA. RefSeq names its product probable serine/threonine-protein kinase At1g54610. The record is from RefSeq and is a predicted model, not a curated record. Bases 160 to 1806 code for a protein of 548 amino acids. NCBI's taxonomy places the organism in Eukaryota, Viridiplantae, Streptophyta, Magnoliopsida, Poales, Poaceae. The transcript has 7 exons. Gene Ontology annotation, cellular component: nucleus; cyclin-dependent protein kinase holoenzyme complex. Gene Ontology annotation, molecular function: RNA polymerase II CTD heptapeptide repeat kinase activity; cyclin-dependent protein serine/threonine kinase activity; ATP binding. Gene Ontology annotation, biological process: positive regulation of transcription elongation by RNA polymerase II; protein phosphorylation.
GAUUGAUUCCGCCUCCCCCUUGCAUCGACUCACCACCACCCCCGUCUAGCCGCCGCCGCCGCCGACUACUCUCUCCGUCGUCUCCGGCGAGGUAGGAGUAGUGAACCCUUAGACCCUUAGUAGUCUAGAUGCUGGAGAGUGUACUAGUGUAGAGGUAUUAUGGGCUGCGUCUUCGGCCGCGCGUCCUCGUCCGCGACGAGGAAGAAGGAGAAGGCGUCCCCAAAGCCCGCGCCCUCCAACGGUUCCCCGGCGGAUGGAGACAAGUCCCUCGGAAGGCCGAGGCGGAGGCUUGGGCGACGGACGGGGCCCAGGCAGGGGUGCGUCCCCGCUCCCGCCGCCGCCGAGCAGCUCGCUGCGGGGUGGCCUCCAUGGCUCGUCGCCGUCGCCGGGGAGGCCCUCCGAGGGUGGACGCCCCGCCGGGCAGACACCUUCGAGAAGCUCAACAAGAUAGGAUCGGGCACCUACAGCAACGUGUAUCGGGCGAGGGACACUGUCUCAGGCCGCAUCGUGGCACUGAAGAAGGUCCGGUUCGACAACCUGGAGCCUGAGAGCGUCAAGUUCAUGGCAAGGGAGAUCCUGAUCCUGAGGAGGCUCGACCACCAAAAUGUGAUCAAAUUGGAGGGAUUAGUGACCUCCAGGAUGUCAUGCAGCCUAUACCUGGUGUUCGAGUACAUGGAGCAUGACCUUGCUGGCCUUGCAGCAAGCCCUGAAGUCAAGUUUACUCUGCCACAGAUAAAAUGUUACAUGCACCAGCUUCUGUCAGGACUUGAGCAUUGCCAUGACAAUAAUGUGCUGCAUCGGGAUAUCAAGGGUUCGAACUUGCUGUUGGAUAAUAAUGGGGUUCUUAAGAUUGCUGAUUUUGGGCUGGCAGCACUCUUUGACCCACGCCACAAGCGGCCGAUGACGAGCCGUGUGGUCACACUGUGGUACCGACCACCAGAAUUAUUAUUAGGUGCGACAGAUUAUGGUGUGGGUGUGGAUUUAUGGAGUGCUGGGUGCAUUCUGGCAGAGCUUUUAUAUGGAAAGCCCAUCAUGCCCGGGCGCACCGAGGUAGAGCAGUUGCACAAGAUUUUCAAGCUAUGUGGCUCCCCAUCGGAGGAGUAUUGGAAGAAGUCAAAACUGCCACAUGCUACAAUAUUUAAACCUCAGCAACCUUAUAAACGUUGCAUCAGAGAUACAUUUAAAGAUUUUCCUCCAUCUUCCCUGCAAUUGGUUGAAACUCUGCUUGCAAUAGAUCCAGCUGAGCGUCAAACUUCUACAGCUGCAUUGCAAAGUGAAUUCUUUGCAUCUGAGCCUUAUGCAUGUGAUCCAUCAAGCUUGCCAACGUAUCCACCAAGCAAGGAGAUGGAUGCCAAGUUGAGAGACGAAGAGGCUAGAAGGCUACGAGCUGCUGCAAAGGCCAAAGGAGAGGUGGCUAAAAGGACUCGAACGCGGGAUCGAUCUCAUAGGGCUGGGCCAGCACCAGAGGCUAAUGCAGAGCUUCAAACAAAUCUAGAUCAGAGGCGACGCAUGAUAACCCAUGCAAAUGCCAAGAGUAAAAGUGAGAAGUUCCCUCCACCGCAUCAAGAUGGAGCUAUGGGUAAUCCCUUGGGAUCCUGUCGGCAUAUGGAGCCUACAUAUGAGCACCAGGAUACUUCCUUCAGUACUGUAGUGCCCAUCGAGAAGGGAACCUCACAAACAUGGUCGGGGCCGUUGUUUGAUCCGUCAGCGCUUGGGCAAUCACGGCGGAAGAAGCAGACUGCCCUAGACGCAAAGGCUGCGGCUUAUUCAAAACAGCUUCGAAAAGAGAAGGGACGAGCGCAUUAGAGUAAUGUCAGAAUGGUGUAAGUGUUAAACAUGUUUUUUUAUUGAGUUUGGAGGAAAGUUUUUCACGGCCGAUCUGCAGAUGAAUUUUCUCCUCGUUUUGUUUCUUUGGUGGUUGGAGAAUGCGUGGCAGUGUUGCUAUUGUAGAGACGUUGCAGGUCUACGACCUGUGUGUUUAAUCUCGUUUUUUACUCCUUGCUACGAAUUCAGUUAGUCAUUUUGUAUAUGGAGUAUUCAUAUCUCUUCUGUAUAUAUGCAAGCAUCUAAGUGGAAUUAUAGCUUGUUUGUAUACUCA